AUGACCACAUACACCAAAAUGAAAGGUAACGUGAAAAGUGACAAGUGAUUGUUGUGUGUCAGACGGAUGCGUUCAGAGUUCUCAUCGUCUCCGAUCCGUCGAUACGGACUCUAUCACGUGGUUCUCUUCGUUUUCAUCGUUUUCAUCAUCGCCACACUCAUGAAUCGGCCGGAGAAGGUGUUGGCAGUGAGCGAGCAGGAACGGAUUGGGGUGGCGGAGUCGGUGGAGCCGCCCCAGAAUGUGUGGGAUACGCUUGAUGGGCAAGGGUACCAGUUCGACCAGGUACUUUAGAGCCGUUCAUUCAAAACGAUGUAUCUCAGUUUCCGGUGCAGAUACCAAAAAGUUGGCAACUAACAAAUUGAACGUCAAAACAUGAUGUUUAUUUUCUCAAUUGAGCACUUUUUGAUAUCUCCAAGGACAACUGAGAUACACGAAGUUAUUGGAGGCAAUUUUCAGAACAGAGACAACGUGUUGGAUCCCCGCUUCGAAGUGCUCAAUAGUCUGCCAGCGUGCGAUUUGACAGUCGACAAACAGUCGCCUUCUCUAGACCCCACAAAAUUGAUGAACGCUUUCCAAAAGUGCAUCAAUCCGAUCGUCGGAAGAUGGAAGAAUGACGUGGCGGCGGUGGGUCAGGGAUCAGACCAAUAAGACCAAGAAGCUGUUGGCGUUUCAGAUAAACGGGCGAUGGGAGGAAACGGAAAGAUGCGAUCGGGUCUUCCGAUCGUUGCGGAUUGUUCCGAUGGAAAAUCUGCACGAGAUCAAGUGGACUAUACUUCCCGUUUGCGUCAGUUGAGCCGGAUAGAGGGCGGCGACCUGAAAGAGCAGUUGUUUGCAGAAAGAAGACAAUAUAAUGGUCACUCUGGGAGUCGGACAUGACACUAUGGCCGAGGAGAAGUUGAACAAAGUGAGACGAGCCACACACCUUUUGUAACUUUGAAUUUGCAAUAUACGCUUCAGUGCAAAAAAAGAUCUGAAAAAUCCAUCCGGAACCGUCUCAGUUCAGACCCUCCCAAACACAAAGUUCUUCGGCGCCGACCCGAUAAUCGAUCCGAAUCGGCAGCUGUACUCGGCGUUCGGAAAGUUUUUUCCGUUCGCAAUCGGCAAGGAGCCGGGAUUCACAAAGUUCCGAGUGCUUCCGAAUCAGAAUCAGAAGACUAGUCAGUUCGAUUUCCGCUCACAUCUUUUCAGUUAUCUUCAGGAGAGUACCAGUUCCAAGACGUCACCACUCUUCCGUUCAGCUACUUUUUAUCGGAUAUUCUCGGACUGAAAGUUGUUGCUUUUGAUUUCAAUUCAUAACUACUCAAAACUUCCAGAAAAUCGAUGUCGCGUGGAUUGACAUCGAAGGCGGCGAGUUCGAGUUUCUGGAACAGCUGCAUCGGGGCGAGAUGCUCGACCAGAAGGGCGUCUCGAUUUGCCAGUUCAAUCUGGAAAUCCACUCAAAGUUCCGCCCGUCCGGAGCGCCCGUCUUCCACGAUUUCGUGUUCCGCGUGCUCAAAGAGAAACGCUACGUUUUCCUGAAACCGGCACGCACCGAACCGGGCGUCCAUCGCAUGUUCUUCGUUAAUCUCGAAGACAAGCAAUGCAUUCGGAAGUUUCUACAAUAG
This is a messenger RNA of Caenorhabditis sp. 36 PRJEB53466, 1604 nucleotides long. NCBI's taxonomy places the organism in Eukaryota, Metazoa, Nematoda, Chromadorea, Rhabditida, Rhabditidae. The record is from the annotation of a GenBank genome assembly.